AUGUCUGACUCACCCCCUCCACCGCCGCAAUGGAACAUUUCCACAAUGGCAGGGAAUGCGAUUCAAUUCAUGCGUCUUCCGAUGCUGGCAUCAUCGGGAUUAGCAGUGGUUGCAAGCAGUCUGUUAUAUUUCAAACAAAAUGAAAUAAUCUAUCCGCGAACCGUGCCUGUCGAUGCUCGCACAAAUGUACCGCAGCCAUCCGCGUUCGGAAUAUCGGACUACGAAGACCUUCAGAUCCCUACCCCCGAUGGCGAGACCUUGAAUGCCUUGUUUAUACGUCCAUCCAAUAAAGACAAUGCCCGUGAUCUGACAAUUCUGAUGUUUCAUGGCAAUGCCGGCAAUAUUGGUCAUCGAGUCCCUAUUGCAAAAGUACUAACCAAGGCGCUAAAUUGCAACGUCUUCAUGCUGGAGUAUCGUGGAUACGGGCUUUCUACGGGAACGCCUGAUGAACGAGGAUUGAAUAUCGAUUCUCAGACCGCUCUCGAUUAUUUGCGAAAUCGAGCUGAAACCAGAGACACCAAGAUUAUUGUCUACGGCCAGAGUCUCGGGGGCGCUGUUGCGAUCAAUCUUGUGGCUAGGAACUUGGAGAAAGGCGUCAUCGCAGGUUUGAUCUUGGAGAAUACAUUUCUCUGUAUUCGAAAACUUAUUCCCUCUGUCUUCCCACCGGCUCGCUACCUCGCUCGCCUUUGCCACCAGUAUUGGAACAGCGAGGACGUGCUUCCAGACAUCAAGGACGUUCCUAUUCUUUUCCUAAGUGGACUGAAAGACGAGAUGAUACCACCGUCGCACAUGUCGCAGCUGUUUGAUCUGUGUCAAGCGUCGACAAAAGUUUGGCGCGAACUUCCCAAUGGCGGUCACAACGAUAGCGUCGCAGAACCUCAUUAUUUCGACUACAUUCGAUCAUUUGUCAUAGAAUAUGUGGUUGAUUGA
This is a messenger RNA of Talaromyces atroroseus, 930 nucleotides long. RefSeq lists its product as hypothetical. The transcript has 4 exons. Gene Ontology annotation, molecular function: palmitoyl-(protein) hydrolase activity. The coding region runs from base 1 to 930 and encodes 309 amino acids. The record is from RefSeq and is a predicted model, not a curated record. Gene Ontology annotation, cellular component: membrane. Lineage: Eukaryota; Fungi; Ascomycota; Eurotiomycetes; Eurotiales; Trichocomaceae.